UUCUACCUGUGUUACACCAGACGAAGAGAAGAAGAAGAACAAGAGUUGUAACUACAGAAAUAUGAGGUUUGUGUUUGAUUCUGAGAUGAUUUAUUCAAAAUUUAAUAUAAUUAUAAGGCAAAAAACAUGUUUUUGUUUGGUUUCCAUGUAAGUGUUAAGUACAUUUACUCAAGUACUACACACAGGUACAAAAUCUUGGUAUUUUUACUUGAGUAUCUCCUCUCCACUACUUUUAUAUGACAGCAUGAGUUGUAUGUAUAUUAACAGUAUAUUUAUAAUUCUUUACAAUAUGUAUAUUAUUCAUGAGCAGCGGUGUGAUGUAAGUACAUUUUCUGGUGUUUUCUUUUAAUCCUACUUUAUACUUUUACUCCAUUACAUUUAACCAGCUGUUGUUAGUUUUCAGAUCAAUAUUUUAAAUGUCCAGUCAGUUUAAAACCAAACAGUAAAUACAGUUUAUAUACAGUUAAUACAGUAAUAUACAGUACACAUGGUUUAAAUAGAGUUUAAAUAGAGUAUAUACAGUAUAUAUACAGUUUAAGUACCGUAAAUACAGUUUAUACACAGUAAAUAGUUUAUAUACAGUUUAUAUAGUAAAUAAGGUUUAUACACUGUAUAUAUACGGUACAUUAGCUCCACUGUGACAGCAUUAGGAGGCUGUUCAGAUGGUGAUGAGUCAUAAAUAAAUGUUUAAUUAGUAACAAUAAACGUGAGUACUUCUUCACAGCUGUUGUACUAUUGCCGGUAAUAACCCGGUAGAUUGCCGGCUGCAGGUGGGCCCGGUGUUUACACGGGCUGCCGGAGGGAAACAGCGCCCCCUGCUGUCACACUGCGGAACACACGAGCUAAUGUGUUCAGGCUCCUAUUGGCCUUUGUGUUUGUUUGAAUGCUGUUGGAACAAACUCGGGCAGCGGUUCUUCUCCUCCUCCGGUUGUUCUCGGCUCCCGGGUCGAAGCUCCGGUAGCAGCGGGUGUAGCGGCAGCAGCUCCGCGGCGACAGCUCACUGCGUGGCGGCUUCCGGUGUCCGUCCGUCUGCAGGAGGAUGGCGUCCGGCUUCAACCGCAUCCCCUCUACCGCCGGUCCUCCGAGUCCCAAAUACACCGAAGGUUGUCGACCUCAGGCUGCAGACAGGACCGAAAACCACCGAUAAGCCGCUCGAGUUUUCUCACCUAUCUCAAAGGACGUGUGUAAAGCCAGAUAACGCGCUCGGCUACUCUCCGGUGCCAGUCGACGUUUCCUCAACCACAUCCACCCUCUCAGUUCUGCUCUGAAACCCCCCACCUUCAUCUCCUGAGUGCUGAGUCCCUAUAUGCGAAGUGGAAGGAUGACAGAGGCGUGGCAGCAGCAGCAGCAACAUGCAGUGGCUCCACCCUCCGUUGUUCACACGCUCCCCCAGGGAACUGACAACCCCCUGGGCUGCGCUGUGUACGGAGUCGUCCUGCAGCCAGAUACCUCCCUGCAGCAGCCCCAGCACGGCCAGCAGCUCUCGGUUCAAGCCCAGCAGCCCUCCUUACAGGUAGGGGGCGAGAGAGGGCACAAGUGCGGGGCCUGUGGUCACGACAUCUCUCACCUGGCCAACCCUCAUGAACACCAGUGCAUGGUGAACCAAGACCGCUCCUUCCAGUGUACCCAGUGUAUGAAGAUCUUCAGCCAGGCGACAGACCUGCUGGAGCAUCAGUGUGUGCAGGUGGAACAGAAACCGUUUGUGUGUGGUGUUUGUAAGAUGGGCUUCUCUCUGCUCACCUCGCUGGCCCAGCAUCACAACUCGCACGGCAACGGCAACAACCCAAUGAAGUGCUCCAUCUGCGAGAAAACGUACCGGCCUGGUUCUGGAAACGUCACCCCGACCUCGUCAGCUGCCAACCCUCAGCAGCCCUCCACUGGAGAGACGUCCAGUGGCGGUGCAGCGAUCAGUGCCUCGUCUCCUCCUGCGUUUGAGGCCUCAGCACCAGACCGGCCAUAUAAGUGCUCAGUGUGCCAUAAGGCCUUCCGGCAUUUGUCAGAGCUGACCCGCCAUGAGAGAGUACACACUGGUGAAAAGCCAUACAAAUGUGACACGUGUGAUAAAAGCUUCAGCCAGUCUUCACAUCUGGCACACCACCAGCGCACGCACAGCUCUGAGCGGCCGUAUAAAUGUGCCGUGUGCGAGAAGAGCUUUAAGCACCGCUCUCACCUCGUGCGGCACAUGUACGCUCAUUCAGGCGAGCACCUCUUCAAGUGCAAUUUGUGUGAGAUGCACUUUAAGGAGUCGUCGGAGCUCCUGCACCAUCAGUGCCAGCCAGAGGGGGAGAGACCUUUCCGCUGCGGUUCGUGUGGAAAGAGCUUCAAGCGCCCGUCCGACCUGCGGCAGCACGAACGCACCCACUCGGAGGAGCGGCCUUUCCAGUGCGAGGAGUGCCAGAUGAGCUUCAAACAGCAGUAUGCUCUCGUACGCCACCGUCGCACUCACAAAAACCCGGCUGAUCGCCCUUUCAAGUGUAACCUCUGUGAUAAGGGCUUCCUUCAGCCGUCCCACCUGCUCUACCACCAGCAGGUUCACGGGAUGGAGAGUCUGUUUAAGUGCGCGUCCUGCCAGAAGUCUUUCAGCCAAUCGGGAGAACUGCUGAGGCACAAAUGUGGCGGUGAAGUGGAGAAGCCCUACAAGUGCGACGUGUGCGGCAAAGGUUACAAAAAGAAUUCGACGCUCCAGCGCCACCAGAACUCUCACUGCACGGAGAAGCCGCUGAAAUGCUCCCUGUGCGACAAGCGCUUCGUGUCGUCCUCCGAGUUUGUUCAGCACCGCUGCGACCCGACUCGGGAGAAGCCGCUGAAAUGUCCCGACUGUGAAAAGCGCUUCAGGUACUCGUCUGAGCUGCAGCGCCAUCGGCGAGUCCACACCGGGGAGAAGCCUUUCAAGUGUGCCAGCUGCGACAAGAGCUUCAAGCAGCGUGAGCACCUGGCCAAGCACCAGAGUGUGCAUUCGCGGGAGACACAGUUUAAGUGUGUGUGGUGCGGAGAGCGUUUUGUUGACCUCACAGCUCUGCAGGAGCACACAGUCCAGCACACCGCCGAGGGUGAGAGUUUCCCCGAAGCUCCCUGCAUCCCAUGAACUGAGCUGCUCUUCAGUCCUGGGUAGCAAAUGUGACAUUCACCCAGAAAGCAGCGUGUGCCAGCCUCUGCUCUCCCAUUCGUAGUUUAUAACAUUCACCCGUUAAUUCUGUUUAAUGGUUUUUAGUAUCCGUAAGACUCGACUCAUCCUCAUCCUUCAUUUAGCAAAAGAUUUAGGAUCCCUCGAUUUAUUUUGGAACACGUGGAGAAAAACUUGACCAGAAUGAAAAAAGGCGUGUGGUGUAAAAUGUGGGAAGAUCUUGGUUUUGUUUCGAGUGCGGGACCUUAUUCUGUGGUUGCAUGUGAUUGUCUGUUUUUCGUAAACUUGUUGAUUGUGUUGUUGAGAACGAUGACAAGAACUUCCAGGCAGUUGUCAGACGUGUGUGUGUGAUUGUGUGAGUGUGAGUGUGUGUGUGUGAGUGUGUGUGCGCUCCUCUCAGAUCCAUGUGCCUUUUUUUACCAAUCACUCAUUUUGUGUUUUUAAGUUUUCACGUCCAGUUUAGCCGAAAACCUCCCACCAGUUCACAGCGGCUGGCUUGUGCAGCAGUAUCUUUUCACAUACUAGAUCUUAGAUAGUAUCAUCUGUUUGUGCAUGAAUAUUUAUCACACUUUAAUAUCACUGUUGUAUUAUAGGUUUGGUUUAAUUAGGAAAACAUCCUAAGAAGAAGAAGAAAAAACGUGGAUUUGUGAAAAUGUAUAGCCUGUGUCCUAUGAAAUCUGUGUUGUUGCAUCUUUGUAUUAAAACAAAUGACGUCUAGGUAACUAACCCAUACCUACCAUGUCAUACAAACACUUGACAUGUGCAAUAGAACAUGCACAAUGUAAUAUUUAUGACUACUGAUUCAUGGCAUAGUCUACUCUGUUAUAUUAUAGAUUGUGUGUAUACGCUUAUGUAAACAUUGAAAACUGUAUAGUGCUUAUGUUACCUGCUUUUGUAUUCACCAUGAAUGAGCUUGCAGUAUUUUGCAGGCACUUUAGUUUCAGUUCCAGAUGGAUGAUCACCAGGUUUUAACCCUACGAGACUUUCAAAAUCAUUGUAUUUGCUCACUUGCCACAAACUAGCUGCGUUAGUUACCGUGCGAUAGAUCUAACAAAAGUAAUAUUUUUUAUUUUAUUUUGGAAGAAUUGGCCUUGUUAACAUCCUCACGGGAUUCGAGCCGCCUCCUGGUUCCACGCCAGACGUUCAGCAGAUUAAUCCGAGUAGCCUCAAAGUCGCAAUUUAUGUGUUGGUUUAUGCCGGGCAUAAAGUAAAAAAAAAUACAAAAAACAUUUGUGUACUUUUAGUUUACUGUGUGGGUUUCUAUAUUCUGUACAAUCUUUGCAGUAUAUUUAAAAAAAGAAGGUUUUUGGAGUUUAGAGAUCAUGGGUGGGAAAAGGAGGGUGGGAUGGGACGGGGACUGUGUGGUUGUGCCGGGUUCAAGUCCUGGUGAGUCUGCAUCACGACCUCCUGUUGGAGGGUGAGCGAGUGUAAUGAAGCGUUGGAUUUACACAUAUGGAUAUCAAUAUAGACUCCUGUUCAUACUGUAUACAGACAAUUAAAAUAAACCACCCUUAUGAAAA
This is a messenger RNA of Acanthopagrus latus (yellowfin seabream), 4644 nucleotides long. Its product is annotated as zinc finger protein 319. The record is from RefSeq and is a predicted model, not a curated record. Lineage: Eukaryota; Metazoa; Chordata; Actinopteri; Spariformes; Sparidae. The transcript has 2 exons. The coding region runs from base 1307 to 3085 and encodes 592 amino acids.